GGGGAGCAGACUAGAUCACUAUCUCCCCUGCUCUACAUGGGCCCUGUUUGACAGGUGACAUCAGGUGGCUUUUUUGCCCUAUGUAUGCCUUGCAGAACACUUAGUGGAGGCCAUUGUGAAAAGCAGGUCAGCUUGGCUUGGACAAAAGGGUCACAUCGUCCAAAUGUGGAGGUCUAGGAGUAUAAAGUUUGCCACCUAUCAUAGAGAAUGACCAAGAGCACAAUGCAGGUACUAAUUUCAUGUAUGGCACAUUUCACCCAGAAGAGAGUAAUCCAGGUCAGGUGCCCUCCUUUUACCGCAUGGUCCCCACUGAAGCCCCACAAUAUAUGGGGAUUGUCUGGCUACUUCAGCAUUUUGGAUGGACAUGGGUUGGACUCUUUGUUGUAGAUGGUGCCACUGGAGAAAAUUUCCUGCAGACCCUGGAACACUACUUUUCCCUGCAUAAUGUAUGUUCAGCUUUCACACAGAGACUCCCAGAACAAGCAAAUCUGAAGGGCUUAAAUGCUUUUCCUUCCAUUUCCUCACAUAUAUAUGUACAUUACAUUAAAACUACAGCUAAUGUUUUCAUUUUGUAUGGAGAAAAUUUAACAUUUACAUGGCUGAUGACUGUUUUCUUUUUUUUGGGAGACCCUCACAAGGGAAAAACCACAUUGUUGGGAAAGGUGUGGAUUAUGACAACCCAGAUUGAUUUUAUGUUAUCAGGCCUUCAAAGAACCAUGAAUUUACAGCAGUUCGAUGGUGCCAUUUCUUUCACCAUUCAUUCAAAAGACCCCCCAGGCUUCAAAGAAUUUCUCCAAAACAUUAAACCGUACAAGAACAAAGGAGAUGGUUUUCUCAAAGAUUUUUGGGAGCAAGCAUUUGACUGUUCCCUUCCCAAUCCUGGCAUACCAACAGAAAACAGUUGUAUGGGAGAGGAAAGUCUUGAGAGUCUGCCUGAUGCUCUCUUUGAAAUGCACAUGACGGGCCACAGCUACAGCAUCUACAAUGCUGUGUAUAGUGUAGCACAUACGCUGCAUGUUAUUGACACAUCUAGAUCCAAUCACAAAGCAAUAUUGGCUAGCAAAAAGUUUGAACUUCAGCAUCUCAAGCCUUGGCAGGUAAUGUCUCAAAGUUCGUUUGUUUUCAUUAUUAUCAUUUCACUGAAUGUACUAUUGCAAAAUGUGAUUACAUAUUAAAUCAGGAACUUAUUGCAAAGGCAC
Molecule: messenger RNA, 1199 nt
Organism: Podarcis raffonei (Aeolian wall lizard)
Lineage: Eukaryota; Metazoa; Chordata; Lepidosauria; Squamata; Lacertidae
Product: vomeronasal type-2 receptor 116-like
Exons: 2
Coding region: 240-1175 (311 amino acids)
Biological process (GO): G protein-coupled receptor signaling pathway
Cellular component (GO): membrane
Molecular function (GO): G protein-coupled receptor activity
Source: RefSeq, a predicted model, not a curated record